Molecule: messenger RNA, 2804 nt
Organism: Terrapene triunguis (Three-toed box turtle)
Lineage: Eukaryota; Metazoa; Chordata; Testudines; Emydidae
Gene: RAB12
Product: RAB12, member RAS oncogene family
Exons: 6
Coding region: 63-800 (245 amino acids)
Biological process (GO): Golgi vesicle fusion to target membrane; protein localization to plasma membrane; Rab protein signal transduction
Cellular component (GO): trans-Golgi network transport vesicle; endosome; synaptic vesicle
Molecular function (GO): GTP binding; GTPase activity
Source: RefSeq, a predicted model, not a curated record
CUCAGGCCCGGGGCAGCGGCGCGCGCGCGGGGAGCCGGGUCGCGCAGGAGCCGCCUGCGGUCAUGGAGCCGGGCUCCGGGCUGCAGCGCAGGGGCGGCGCGGGGCGGGAGUUCGCGGCGGGGGGCUCCCCGGCGCUCUCGGGGCCGCAGUCCCGCCGCAGGAAGCAGCCGCCGCGCCCGGCCGACUUCAAGCUGCAGGUCAUCAUCAUCGGCUCGCGGGGCGUGGGCAAGACCAGCCUGAUGGAGCGCUUCACCGACGACACCUUCUGCGAGGCCUGCAAGUCCACCGUGGGUGUUGAUUUUAAAAUCAAAACAGUAGAGCUAAGAGGAAAGAAAAUUAGAUUACAAAUCUGGGACACAGCAGGUCAGGAGAGAUUCAACAGCAUUACCUCAGCUUAUUACAGAAGUGCCAAGGGAAUCAUAUUGGUGUAUGAUAUCACCAAGAAGGAGACAUUUGAGGAUUUACCAAAAUGGAUGAAAAUGAUUGAUAAGUAUGCCUCAGAAGAUGCAGAGCUUCUACUGGUUGGAAAUAAGUUGGACUGUGAAGUUGACAGAGAGAUUACUCGACAACAGGGAGAAAAGUUUGCACAGCAAAUAACUGGGAUGCGGUUCUGUGAAGCAAGUGCCAAGGAUAAUUUUAAUGUGGAUGAAAUAUUUCUGAAACUUGUAGAUGACAUCCUGAAAAAGAUGCCUCUGGAUAUUAUGAGGAAUGAGUUGUCCAACAGUAUACUGUCCCUGCAACCAGAGCCAGAAAUCCCACCUGAACUGCCUCCGCCGAGACCACACGUCCGUUGCUGUUGACUUGUUGCUUCAUACAGAGUGGGAGAGAGAAGAAAGGGUCUGCACUACAAUCAUUUGGCAGUUUCGUGUUGCACUUUGUUUUUCAAGUCAGAACUACACACUUAUUUGUAAAUAUGCAAAUAUGCAAUCCUGUGUAAGAUUCAGUUGCAACAGUUAAAUAUUGCCCCUCUUCCCCAAAAUAGUAUAUUUCAUUCAUCACCGUAGUGUUAUAAAUAUUGUACAGUAUAGGGGGAACUGCCACACUCCAAGUCUAGGAGGAGGAGAAAUUAAAUCUAUACUUAUUCUUGACAUAAAUAUUGUAAUAGUCCUUGUUAUUAUAAACAGGCAAGCAGAAGCUCUUCUUGUAUGAAGAUAAGUAUAUGGUGCUUUGCUAACUAUUUUAAAGAUGAAUUUUUUUAAAACUGAAAACUUUAUGUACAAAGCUUCCAUAACCUUCAUUGUUUCCUUUAAUAUAUUCAGAUGAUUUUUUUUUUUUUGGGGGGGGGGAGUGUGGUGGAGCUGUAGCAUCUUCAGCUGACUAGAUCUACAGCAAAGCUACUUGUAAUUUCCAGCAAUCUGUCUAAUUAUUUAUUAUGUUUAAUAGUAGACCAUUGCUUUGUGUAUUAAGACAUCACAUUUGGUGCAAUUCUAAGGGUGCAGUGUCAACUCACACAUUUAAUUUUCUGCUUAAACAUAAGCUAGGUUGCAAGAAAAGUGGAGAUGUAUUUUGAAUUCUAAAAGAUGGUAUGAAAAGCAAUGCUGCUGUCCUAGACAAAUUCUUUUUAAAAGGAAUUUAAUACAUUUUCCUGUGUUGAGGGAAUAUAUAUGUGUAUUUGUCUGAACAUCUAGGUGGGUGGGAGGGGUUUAUGGAAAACCAUUUUUCUUCCCUAAUGGUGGAAAUUAUUCCCAUCAAGCAUAUACUGUGUUAGGUUUUUGUCUGAUAAUGACUUUGUGAACUAUAUCUUUGGUAUAUCUUUUAUUACAAUGCACUGUUUAGUUUAGUCGUGGUAAAUCAGUAGUUACAUAUUCGAAUAACUUGCUGUGUCCUGAAUGUUGUGGUAUUGAAAAGCAUUGUGAUCUUUCUAAACUAAUGAAAUGCAAAUAAAAUUUUGUAUUUAUGAAUGACAGCGGAGCUGCACCUGUUAUUAGAAUGGCAAAUAUACCUGAUGGUGGACAAAAGGUAAAAUCAGUGAUAUAGAACAGCUUUUAAAAAAAAAUUCCUUAUAAAGAUCUGAUUCUCAGCCUUUACAUUUAUUUUUCAAGAUAGGAAAAACAAGGCGCAUUAAUAGCUUGCCUUGAAUACUGCACUAUUGGGAUGAUCUAGCCAAAUUGGUAUUCUGUCAUGGCAUGUGACUGCUUUUCGUGACAUCUUGGGAGGCAGUAGCAAAACUAUUUAUGACCCAUGGGGACACAAAUGUAAACCAAUCUUUUGCAAAAUAUAGCUUAUCACUACUUUUUUUAUUCUCUGGUGUCUGAAAUAUCUUACCAAUUUUGCCAUUGUUCCACCCUAAACAUUUACGCAGACAUAAUAAUGUAUACCCCGGACUUCUCUGGUUUCUCGUGAGUUUUCUGGAAGGAACAAAGCACUCAAAAUAAUUGGUGGUAAUUUAUACUUUGCCCAAAGGAUCUUAGAGCUGUAGGGCUGCUGAAUAAGUUAUUACAUUCUGCACACAAUACUGUGCAGGGAACACAUGUUUGGCACAUACAGUUUCAACUAACAAACUGAGGAAGCCUGGUUGAAAAUUGUACUUAUGUCUUCUGCCACCUUGUGCCUAAAUGGUUAGCUGUUUUUACAUAGUGAACUUGUGGUUUACUCUAAUACUAACAGAUGAAAUCCACCAUUUUCUAUAGCAUUUGUAGGAUUUCUGAAGGUACUGUGGGCAAUAGCAAGGAAGGGAAAGUUAUGGAAAAAUAAGUUUUAACUUGACAACGAUUAUUUCAGCUGACUUGUUUUUACCUGUAUUUAGAAAUUUGUUGUGAAUUUUUUCUGCAAUUUUUGAAUUUAAUAAAAAUUAAGAAAACUGA